UUUCUCUUCCACACCUGCCUGUAUGAGUUCAAACAACACACCAGGACCCAUAAAUCUCCUCAAAUUCCACAGGCCAAAGCUCCGACUAAAUGAAGCGCGGAUACCACCUCUCAGCCAGCAGUCGAAACAAUGUCUACGCAAUCUAGUCGCGUACAAACCUCAGAAAUCACCCAUGAGAUACCCAAGAUCGCGGUGUGCAGCCGUCCUGGUUGCAUUGUUCGUCGGGCGUAAAGGGGAUCUGUAUGUUUUGCUCAGUCGGCGGUCUGCGACUUUGCGGACGUAUGCUGGUGAUACUUCGUUGCCAGGGGGCAAGGUGGAUCCUGAGGAUAAGUCGAUUGAGGAUACGGCGCGGAGAGAAGCACACGAAGAGAUCGGACUACCGCCCGAAAGACGGAAAGCACCUCUUCUCUGCGUUCUUGAACCAUUUCUAGCUUCGGAACUCAUCGUCACGCCAGUAGUCGUCCUGAUACUCGACAAUACCCUCCGUCCAAUACUAAACACAGCAGAAGUCGCCAGCCUCUUUUCCCAUCCGCUCUUCGCGUUCCUUACUACCAACCCUCCCUUUCCAUCUGAGCCCGAGUCGCUCGAGGUGCCGUACCAUACGUCAUGGGACUACGAUACUACGGGACCAAAUGGGUCGAAGCAGGGGUUUCGUGUACACCAGUUCUUAACGGGACGGGAGGCUGGUGGAAUCAAACCGGUGUUUGGAUUAACUGCAGCCAUGCUGAUACGUGUAGCUACUAUCGGGUACGCGCGGGAGCCGGACUUUGAAGUCCACCCACCAGGGAUGCCGUUCACUCAAGAAAGAAUUGCAUGGGCUUUGUUGAAUAGAAAGGUUUUCCGCGAUGCGUGUGAGAAGGAGGGUAUUGAUUUGUCGUAUGCCAGGCGGCUGGUGGAGACGGCGGGGAAGGGGCGGCGGGAUGGCACGGAGGCGGAGGAGCUGAAGAGGAGGAACAGGAGUAAGCUUUGAACUGGGAGGGGUUUAUAUGGAUUGAUUGGUAUAUCAUGUCUGUGGUUUUUGAUUCA
Messenger RNA from Laccaria bicolor S238N-H82, 1026 nucleotides. RefSeq lists its product as uncharacterized. Bases 23 to 970 code for a protein of 315 amino acids. Lineage: Eukaryota; Fungi; Basidiomycota; Agaricomycetes; Agaricales; Hydnangiaceae. The record is from RefSeq and is a predicted model, not a curated record. Gene Ontology annotation, molecular function: coenzyme A diphosphatase activity; acetyl-CoA hydrolase activity. Gene Ontology annotation, biological process: coenzyme A catabolic process. The transcript has 7 exons.